Messenger RNA from Oncorhynchus masou masou (cherry salmon), 7210 nucleotides. RefSeq names its product plexin-A4-like. Gene Ontology annotation, molecular function: protein binding; semaphorin receptor activity. Gene Ontology annotation, biological process: semaphorin-plexin signaling pathway involved in axon guidance; regulation of cell migration; negative regulation of cell adhesion. Lineage: Eukaryota; Metazoa; Chordata; Actinopteri; Salmoniformes; Salmonidae. Gene Ontology annotation, cellular component: plasma membrane; semaphorin receptor complex. The record is from RefSeq and is a predicted model, not a curated record.
UAGAAUGACCUCAAUCCCAAGAGAGGCCUGAUCACGGAUUGGCUGAGAGUACUGGACCGAGCCCCUUCUAGCCCUCCCUGACACCGCGGACCAUGGAGUCCCACCACACCAGGACAUGGACUUCCUGUCUUACCCUAUGCUGCUUCCUGUUUGCCCUGGCCAUCCCUCUCUUGUUGGCAUCCAGGCCCCUCCCCCAUUCCCCCGACGGCAUCACUAUCAUCACUGCCUCCAUCGAAGCAGCUGAGGAGGAGGACUAUAGCACGUUCAGCACCGAGAACCCUGAGUGGAAGUUCAACCACGUGGCCGUGGACGAACGCAACGGCAACGUGUACCUGGGAGCGGUCAACCGCAUCUACAAACUGUCCCCCGACCUAAACGUGCAGGUGUAUCACGAGACUGGCCCCGACGAGGACAACCGCAAGUGCUACCCGCCACGCAUUGUGCAGCCCUGCAGCGAGCCGCUGUCCCUCACCAACAAUGUCAACAAGAUGCUGCUGAUGGACUACCGGGAGAACCGGCUAUUAGCCUGUGGUAGUCUCUAUCAGGGCAUCUGUAAACUCCUCCGUCUGGACGACCUGUUCAAGCUGGGAGAGCCCUUCCACAAGAAGGAGCACUACCUGUCCGGUGUCAACGAGAGCGGUUCGGUGUUCGGCGUCAUCGUGUCAUACGGGGACUCAUCGCCCGACAAGCUGUUUGUGGCCACGGCAGUGGACGGCAAACCCGAGUAUUUCCCCACCAUCUCCAGCCGCAAGCUGGCGCGCAACUCGGAGGAGGACGGCAUGUUCGCCUACGUCUUCCACGACGAGUUCGUGGCGUCCAUGAUCAAGAUCCCGUCAGACACGUUCACCAUUGUGCCUGACUUCGACAUCUACUACGUCUACGGAUUUGGCUCGGGUAACUUCGUCUACUUCCUCACGCUGCAGCCGGAGAUGGGGAACGGGCCGGCCACCGGCUCCUCCUCCACGGGGCGAGAACAGGUGUACACUUCUAAAAUAGUCCGUCUGUGUAAAGACGACACAGCCUUUAACUCGUAUGUGGAGGUACUGGGCUGUGUGAAGGGCGGCGUGGAGUACCGGCUCCUACAGGCGGCCUACCUCUCCAAGGCGGGUGCCAUAUUGGGGCGCUCGCUAGGUGUGGGGCCCGACGAUGACGUCCUAUUCACCAUCUUCUCCAAGGGCCAGAAGCGGCGGCCACGCGAGGCUUCGCAGGAGUCAGCGCUGUGCGUGUUCGCCCUGCGCGAGAUCAACGAGCGCAUCAAGGAACGACUGCAGUCGUGCUACAAGGGCGAGGGCACCCUGGACCUGGCCUGGCUCAAGGUCAAGGACAUACGCUGCAGCAGCGCUCUCUUAACCAUCGACGACAACUUCUGUGGCCUGGAUAUGAACGCUCCGCUGGGGGUGUCAGAGAUGGUGCAGGGCAUACCUCUCUUCUCUGACUCCACCGACAAGAUGACCUCGGUCAUCGCCUAUGUCUACAAGAACCACUCUCUGGCCUUCGUGGGCACCAAGAGCGGGCGCAUCAAGAAGAUCAGGGUGGAUGGGCCUUCCCACGGUGCAUUGCAGUACGAGGUGAUCCAGGCGGGGCGAGGGCCAAUCCAACGGGACAUGGCCUUCUCCCCCGACCACCACUUCCUAUAUGCCAUGUCAGAGACACAGAUGACGAGGGUACCAGUGGAAGCCUGUGGCCAGUACUCCACCUGCAGCGAGUGUCUGGGCUCAGGAGACCCUCACUGUGGCUGGUGUGUCCUGCACAACAUGUGCACCAGGAAGGAGAACUGCGAGCGCUCGGCCGAGCCCCGGAGGUUCGCCUGGGACAUCAAGCAGUGUGUCCGACUCAGCGUCCACCCCAGCAACAUCUCCGUGUCCCAGUUCAGCGUCACGCUGAUCCUGGAGGCCCAUAACGUCCCAGAGUUGUCUGCAGGGGUCAACUGUACCUUUGAGGACCUGGCUGAGAUGGACGGUCUGGUGGAGGGGAACCGCAUCAGGUGCAGCUCGCCUGCCGAGAAGGAGGUGCCUCGCAUUAUCGUAGACAAAGCUGAUCACCAGAUAGUUCAGCUCUACCUCAAGUCCAAGGAGACAGGCCUGGUCUUCGCCAACACCAGCUUUGUCUUCUACAACUGCAGCGUCCACAAGUCGUGUUUGUCGUGUGUGAGAAGCCCCUACCAGUGCCACUGGUGUAAAUACAGACAUGACUGCACCCACGACCCACGCACCUGCUCCUUCCAGGAGGGACGCGUCAAGAAGCCAGAGGAGUGUCCCCAGCUGCUGCCCACCGAGCGCAUCCUGGUGCCGGUCAACGUGGUGAAGCCCAUCACCCUGCGAGCCAAGAACCUUCCCCAGCCACAGUCAGGACAGCGGGGCUAUGAGUGUCUGCUCACCAUCCAGGGCGUGGAACAGCGGGUGCCCGCGCUCCGCUUCAACAGCAGCUGUGUUCAGUGCCAGAACACCUCGUACUCAUAUGAUGGGAUGGAGAUGAGCAGCCUCCCUGUGGACCUGACGGUCAUCUGGAACGGAGACUUCAGCAUCGACAACCCUGCCGAAAAUAAAGUUCACCUGUACAAGUGUGAUGCCCAGAGGGGUAGCUGUGGCCUGUGUCUGAAGGCAGACCUGUUUGGCUGUGUGUGGUGUAAAGGGGAGAACCGCUGCACCCUCAAGCAGCACUGUCCCCACCCUGAGAGCCAGUGGCUGGAGCGCAAUGGACUCAACAGCAAGUGUACCCACCCACGCAUCACCCAGAUCACUCCGCUGCGGGGGCCUCGGGAAGGGGGCACCCUAGUAACCAUCCGGGGGGAGAACCUGGGCCUGGACUUCAGUGAGAUCCAGGGGAACGUCAGGGUGGCCGAGGUGGACUGCACCCCCGUCCGCGAGGGAUACAUCCCCGCAGAACAGAUAGUGUGUGAGAUGGCGGUGGCGACGCCGAGCCAGUUCGCCAACUACGUGGAGGUGUGUGUGGGGGGUGUGGGGGUCAGAGAGUGUCCAAAAGAGUUCAGGGCCGUAUACUCCAAGUACUACUACUUCGUGGUCACCAGACUGAUCAGCCUGAAGCCCAGCCGAGGGCCCGUCUCCGGGGGAACCAUCGUCAACAUCACCGGUAGCAACCUGGACGCCGGGAGCAACGUGUCCAUCAUGUUCAAGGACCAGAAGUGCACCUAUCACAGGAGGGGCGGCCAGUGGAUCACGUGUCGCUCCCACGCCUCGCUGCACGGAUAUGGAAACGUCAGUGUGUCAGUGACGGUGGACAAGGCCCGCAUCCAGAAAGACUUGAAGUUUGAGUACGUGGAGGACCCCACUAUCAUCAAGCUGGAACCUGAGUGGAGCAUCUUCAGUGGGCACACACCUGUGACCGUGACCGGCACCAACCUGGACAUCAUACAGAGCCCCCUCAUCAGAGCCAAGUACAACGGUCGAGAGACGGUCAACAUAUGCCAGGUGUUCAGCCCCACGUCCAUGCUGUGCCAGGCCCCAGAGCUGCCCAUCAGCCUGGGCAGGCAGAGGGAGGUGCCAGCGCGGCCCGAUGAGUUUGGCUUCAUCCUGGAUGACGUGCAGGCAGUGCUGGCCCUCAACAACACGCCGUUCAUCUACUACCCCAACCCCGAGUUCGAACCCCUCCAUGUGUCUGGGGUGCUGGAGCUCAAGCCUGGCUCCCCCAUUAUACUGAAGGGGCGGAACUUCCUCCCUCCCACCAAUACCAACGGUAAUAACGGCAAGCUGAACUACACGGUUCUGAUUGGUGAUAAACCUUGUCUGUUGACCGUGUCAGACAACCAGCUGCUGUGUGAGUCGCCCAACCUGACAGGGCGACACAAAGUCUUGGCCCGUGUGGGCGGCAUCGAGUUCUCCCCAGGCGUGGUCCACAUCACGUCAGACAGUCCGCUGAGCAGCACGGCCAUCAUCAGCAUCGCCGGCGCCGGUGCCCUGCUCAUCCUCUUCAUUGUGAUAGUGCUCAUUGCAUAUAAACGCAAGUCACGCGAGAGCGACCUCACCCUGAAGAGGCUGCAGAUGCAGAUGGACAACCUAGAGUCUCGUGUGGCCCUGGAGUGUAAAGAGGCCUUUGCCGAGCUGCAGACAGACAUCCAUGAGUUGACCAGUGACCUGGACGGAGUGGGCAUCCCCUUCCUGGACUACAGGACCUACACCAUGAGGGUCCUCUUCCCUGGCAUAGAGGAGCACCCUGUUCUCAGGGACCUGGAGGUGCCGGGCUACAGACAGGAGCAGGUGGAGAAGGGCCUGAAGCUGUUCGGCCAGCUCAUCAACAACAAGGUCUUCCUGCUCUCAUUCAUCCGCACGCUCGAGUCGCAGCGCGGCUUCUCCAUGCGCGACCGCGGCAACGUGGCCUCGCUCAUCAUGACAAUGCUGCAGAGUAAACUGGAGUACGCCACCGAUGUCCUCAAGCACCUGCUCUCUGACCUCAUCGACCGCAACCUGGAGAGCAAGAACCACCCCAAGCUGCUGCUCCGAAGGACGGAGUCUGUGGCAGAGAAAAUGCUGACCAACUGGUUCACCUUCCUGCUAUACAAGUUCCUAAAGGAGUGUGCUGGCGAGCCCCUCUUCUCCCUCUUCUGUGCCAUCAAGCAGCAGAUGGAAAAGGGGCCUAUAGACUCCAUCACUGGAGAGGCGCGCUACUCGCUCAGCGAGGAUAAGCUCAUCAGACAGCAAAUCGACUACAAGAUGCUGGUGGUGAACUGCAUCCACCCGGACAAUGAGAAGAGCCCUGAGAUCCAGGUGAAGGUGUUGAACUGUGACUCCAUCAGCCAGGUGAAGGAAAAGAUCCUGGACGCCAUAUACAAGAACGUUCCCCACUCCCACCGCCAGAAGGCCUCUGACAUGGACCUAGAGUGGCGCCAGGGCAGAGGUCAGCGUACGAUCCUGAUGGACGAAGACCUCUCUACCAAGAUUGAGAGCGACUGGAAGAGACUCAACAUGCUUGCUCACUACCAGGUGCCUGAUAACUCUGUGAUGGCCCUGGUCCCCAAGCAGGUGACGGCCUACAACUCGGUCAACAACUCAACUGUGUCCAGAACCUCAGCCAGUAAAUACGAGAACAUGAUCAAGUACACGGGGAGCCCCGACAGCCUGCGCUCGCGCACGCCCAUGAUCACGCCCGACCUGGAGAGCGGGGUCAAGGUGUGGCACCUGGUAAAGAACCAUGAACACGGAGACCAGAAGGAGGGAGACCGCGGCUCCAAGAUGGUCUCUGAGAUAUACCUGACCAGGCUGCUGGCCACUAAGGGCACUUUACAGAAGUUUGUGGACGACCUGUUUGAGACCAUCUUCAGCACGGCCCACCGAGGCAGCGCCCUGCCCCUGGCCAUCAAGUACAUGUUUGACUUCCUGGAUGAGCAGGCUGACAAGCACAGCAUCCAUGACCCGCAUGUCAGACACACAUGGAAAAGCAACUGCCUACCUCUGAGGUUCUGGGUGAACGUGAUCAAGAACCCCCAGUUUGUGUUCGACAUCCACAAGAGCAGCAUCACGGACGCCUGUCUGUCUGUGGUGGCCCAGACCUUCAUGGACUCCUGCUCUACCUCAGAACACCGCCUGGGCAAGGACUCCCCCUCCAACAAGCUGCUCUAUGCCAAGGACAUCCCCAGUUACAAGAGCUGGGUGGAGAGGUACUACUCAGACAUCAGUAAGAUGCCGGCCAUCAGUGACCAGGACAUGAAUGCGUACCUGGCAGAGCAGUCCCGGAUGCACAUUAACGAGUUCAACAGCAUGAGCUCCCUCAGUGAGAUCUACUCCUACGUGGGCAAAUACACAGAGGAGAUUGUGUGCGCGCUGGAGCAGGACGACGCCGCCAGGAAACAGAGACUUUCCUUCAAGCUGGAGCAGGUGGUGGCCUUCAUGAGCCUGGAGAGCUGAGGACCGCACUUCCCAGGGCGCACUGGGAGACCCGUCAGAAACCGAGCCGUGCCUGAGCAAAGACCUGUCCAUCUAUCUUCUCACCAUCGUCAUCAGCAUCAGAACUCCUCUCCGUUUCAAAGACAACACAUAUUGUCCUGUUUUCUUCCUCCUCUUCCUCUUCCUCCUCUUCCUGACAAGUGUUUGGCAUCUCAUCUGCUCAGCUUCAUAGAGCAGAGAAGACUGGCUGACGGACUGACUGAAGGGUCGGCAGAGCUUGGGACUGCUUUUCCCACCAUGCAAUGGGAGGGCCUCAUCCCAGCGUUGCUGCGUAGAAGAGUCUGAUAGAGGCGUGGUUGUUUGCCAGCUCGCCGUAUCGGCAUCAUUUACACCGUAAUGUUGGGGGAGAAACAAACAUUCUAUUUAUGUUGCCUUUAAAAAUAACACUGAUGACAAAGUCUUUUGCCACCACAAUGUUGGGAGUCAAUUUGUUCAGACUUUCUGAACAGGAUAUUAGUCUAUGAAACUACUACAGAGUCCCGAUAAUUGUAGUGCUAUAGUCAACAUCACAUCAAACGUGGAAAAACAAAGUGGUAUUAUAUAAAUGAGGAAACCAAAAUGACCACCUCGGAAGACAAAAAACGGAAGGUUUGCCUGGUUCACACUUCUUAAGAUUGGGAAAUAGGCAAACUACAGAAUUGUUUUCUCAAUGUAGCUUUGCGGUGCGUUUAAAGAAACUCUGAUAGGGGCUGGGGAGAGUUAGUGCUUCUUGAAUGUUCCUUUUUUUCCGAAAACCUGACUGACUUUGAAAUCCAGAGAAGGACAGAUUCCCCUUUGUGGCAUCGGCAUGAGUCUGCUCCCACCCACCCCUCCAAGUACCUCUAUAGAUAAAACAAUCCUCAUCUUCUGAAUCCAUGGCUUGUGUGGUACCUGCUCAAUUAUCCUGACUAUUAUAAGACUAAUUAGUGGAGGACAGACCCAGGUCUGUCUGGUCCUCCUCUGUGACGAGAAGCACACAUCCAACUCUUGACCACAGUGACCCGACAGCUCUGACACCUGGAACGGUCAGUCUGUCCCGUGUGUGCUGCUAACAGAUGGAGGUCACUCGCCGGUCUAUCAAAGCACACACACAAACAGAUACACCCGGCAGCUGUCCAAGGCCUGUUCUGAGGGGAAGUCUACUGCUGAUUCACCCUCUGAUCACACUGUCUGAAUACUAGGGGAGCUGACUGACAUCUACUGAGAGGAGGAGAGGGACGCUUCACUAGAGCAGUCUUACCAUGGACCCAGGCUUUCCACAUGACAGAGACGGUGCGGUACUGCUUAAAUGGGAUCUGCUCUGCUGAGAGAGAGACCUUCUGUAAAGACUUGGG